UAUAAUGAAAAUAUUGAUGACAUAAUCGUAUACAAAUAUUCAACAAGAAUACGACGUAACUUGGAACGGUCUUCCCAUCCCAAUAAUGUAACCAAAUAUCCAAAGAGUUUCUGCUUUAUUUUCUAAAUUAAAUAAAUUUCCUAAUUUCCCCCUAUUUAAAAUCCCUCUUCAUCUCCACCACUUCUUCAAACAUUACCCUUCACUCUUACUCUCUUCCACCGUAGCAUUAAUUCUGGUUAUGUUCGCCGACGACCGCCGUGAUUCUGAAAGCCCCUCCGCCCGCGGCUUCCGCUACCGCCGCCUAAGGUAAGCCCAACAAUCAAACGCUUGAGGGAGAAAAGUAUUAUCUCCAAAAACAAAAAAAGAGAAGAAAAGAGAAAGUCGAUUAUAUUUAAUACUAUUAUAAUGCCGUCGCCGAAGAGUCACCGGAAAGGAAGCCAUGAGAAGAACAAGAAGGGGCGGUUGUCGGAGAAGGCGUCGUCGUUUCACGGGAGAGACGCCGGAGCUGUGGCCGACAUGCUUCCGCGGCCGAGGACAGUGCCGGACUUGCUGGCCGGCAGAAGAGCCGGCGCGAGUUCAUCGCCGCCGCCGCCGCCGCUGCCGAAGCUGACGAAGUUGCUCGUGAACGUGACGAUACAGAGGAGCCCUGGCCCCGUGCACGUCUUGAUGCCGCCGGAAGCCACCGUGCAGGACCUGAUCACGGCGGCGCUCCGCCAGUAUCUGAAGGAGGCGCGGCGGCCGGUUCUUCCGGCCACCGCCGCCUCCGCCUUCGAUCUCCAUUACUCACAGUUCAGCUUAGAAAGUUUGGAUAGGGAGGUGAAAAUAGUGGAGUUGGGGUCAAGGAACUUCUUCCUCUGUCCGAGAAAGACGGCGGCGGAAAGCGGCGGCGCAGCCGUGAGCUCGAGCUGCUCAAAGGAGGCUGAAGAGGGAACCAACAAGAAAGGGUUGCCUUGGCUCAAAUUCAUGGAUUUUUUGCUGUAAAUCAAGGCUGAUUAAUUACAGCCACGAUUACUUGUGCCACUAAUUCUUUUAAAAUAUUAUUUAGUUUUCAAAAGGUGUAAAUACAGUGAAAUCAUAGAAUAUGUUUUUUUUAGAGUUCCUAUAGAGUUUAAUUUAGCAUACUGUUGGUGUGCCCAGAUUCAGAAUAUCUGUUUUCUAGAUUAUAAUUUUAGUCUCUCAAAUAAACAGAAGAUGUCAACUCGUGAUAUGUUGGAACUCUCGGAGUUUGGUAUUUGACAUUUUCCUAUAUAAUUUAUAUACCUUAUUUAACAAAAGUAUUGAAGGAA
This is a messenger RNA of Salvia miltiorrhiza (redroot sage), 1286 nucleotides long. RefSeq lists its product as uncharacterized. Lineage: Eukaryota; Viridiplantae; Streptophyta; Magnoliopsida; Lamiales; Lamiaceae. The record is from RefSeq and is a predicted model, not a curated record. The transcript is spliced from 2 exons. The coding region runs from base 406 to 981 and encodes 191 amino acids.